AUGUACAAGCUACAAGUGGUCUUGGUGCCUCCGAGUCUUCAGGCGACGAUGCCAAUACAGUUUGGCUACGGACCAACCAUCGCCGAAUCUUCUCAAUUGUUGCCAAACAGAACUAAUAUGGCGCAAAGCGCCGGAGAUGCCUCUUUGCAGUAUGCUAAUCUGAGAUCUGCCAAUGUGAGUUUCACGCCAAGCUAUUUCAACCAGUCUAGGUUUAGGAAGUUUCUUUUGUUUACCAAGCCGACAAACACGCUGUUGAACUUGAGUGAUGAAAUCAUCGAUAAGUGUGAAAAAAUGUACCCGAGUUUGCAAGAAGACAUUGAAAUUUUGAGUUUGCAAGAUAACAGCGGUUGUGACCUUGAUCCGGAUUUUUUGGUAAAGGACGUUUUCAAUGUAAAUAAUAUCGUAAGAGUUAUAUUGAAGAAUGAGAUAGAUCUGGACGAUUCCGCACCAGUGUCACUUUAUAAGUCGGUAAAACGAUCCAAGUUGAACAACGGGUCGCCCCAGUCGGUGCAGCCGCAACAACAAAUCCCGUCCUCUUCAGGUGUUCUUCGGAUUGCCAAGAAGAGGCCACCUACAGGAACCACGACAACAACAACCAUUCGUAGUGCCACUAAUGGAUCCAUGAGGGUUUCUACCCCAUUGGCUAGGCAAAUUUAUCCUCCACCUUCUUCGAAGAUCGUCUCCAACAACUCAGAUGACGAAGACGAAGACAUUGGUGAAAGAUCCUUUUUGCCGCCUCCAACGCAGCCUCAGUCACCUCCCAUAAGAAUUAGUUCGGGCAUUGACGCAGGUAAAAAAAUAAAAUCAAGCAUCGUCGAGGAAGAUAUCGUGUCCAGAUCAGCAACCGUGGAUCCAGAUAAAACAAAGCAGCAACGUCUAUUGUCCGGAACUCCUAUAAUGUCCACCAUGACUCCAAACAGAGUUACUCUUACCGGUCAGAGAGUGGUUUCUGAACACGCACAUAAAAACGAAUUGGUUUUCUCUGCUUCAGCUUCUUCCUCUUCAUUUGCUAAUGGUGGCACAGCUGCUGUCACUGCUCAGGACAUUAAUAGGAAACCACCCGUAACCACUCCAAGAAUAACAUCAGGAAUGUUGAAAAUCCCCGAGCCAAGAAUCUCAGAGAUUGAAAAAGAGUUAAAAGAGGGACCUUCCAGUCCGGCCUCCAUUUUACCCGCUAAAGCUGCAAAGAUUCCAAUGAAAAAACCUUACUUGGAAAAUGGCGAGAACUACGAAUCCGACGAUAGCUCAAGUAGCGAAAACCAAGAAACUCCUGAAACAGAACCACAUUCAAAGGCUUCCUUGCAACGUAGUCAAAGCUCCAUCGCAGAUAAUAAUGGCUCUCCGGUGAAAAAUAGUCCUCUCGGUGAUGCCAUGCCACACAAUGUGCAUUUAGCAGAACUUCCCAAGGCAAGCAAUACCUCGAUCACCAAAUCUUCAAAUGGCGAAUCCUGGGGAAAGCAACAAGAACAUCAACCACCAAGAAAGAGUUCACUGGAAACUAUAGUGGAAAAGAAAUCUCAGGCGGAACCUUCCGGUAUUGUGGAACCGAAAAGAAUGACUAAUUUCCUAGAUGAUAAUCAGGUAAGAGAAAAAGAAGAUACGAAUGAUAAACUUUUAGAAAAGGAAAUUUUGCCGACAAUUCCACAUAAUGAUCAGCCAAUACUUGCAUCAUCUGAUAAGUCUAAUGGGACGUUGAAAUCACUAGCUGGGAAAGUUAGUUCAAACAACAACGCUUCAAAGGAAGAUGGCACUAUCAUUAACGGCACCAUUGAGGACGAUGGCAAUGAUAAUGAUGAAGUUGAUACUACGGUUCGUAUUGUUCCUCAAGAUUCAGAUUCCUCUAGUUUCCCAAAGUCAGAUCUUUUCAAAAUGAUCGAAGGUGAUGAUACAGAUCUACCGCAAUGGUUUAAGGGCAAAAAUUCGAGAACUUCCGGUAAUUCCAAAAAUUCAAAGCCUUACACAACGGUUUUGAAUAAAGACAUAGACAAUUCUAAGCCAGAUCCAAGAAAUAUUUUGCCCCAGCGAACCCCAAGAAGUGCGGCUAAGAGGGCUGCCCAAUUAUUGGCAGGUGCCAAGAAAAACGAAGUCCCACAGAAAAGUACUGAAGAUUCUAGUUCGGCAGCGUCCACAGACGAUGAGUCAGAGAGUGGGAUUGAAACAGAUUUCUCAUCAGACGAUGAUUUUAAAAGGAAAAAUAUGUCGGUGCCUAAUAAUGGGCCCAAAGACAUUUCUUUACAUUCUUUGAAAGGCAGUGUUGUUCCAGUGAAAGACUCAAAGAUAAUCAAUAAAGAAGUUGAUGAAGAAAGAAACGACAAAAGAGAUAGUCAAAAAAAGUCAGCCGUGAGUGAAUCUUCAGUAACAAAUAGCAAAAUAAGUGAACAAAUGGCGAAAAGCUUUUAUCCGAAUUCAAACAAGAAGCAAAAUGAAGCUACAAAGGUGGAAACUAAGCCAGCAACACAAGCAUCGUCUUUUCCUGUUGUUGGUGGGUCUCCUUCUGUUGCUACUAAAGGAACUACCUCUUUCAAUGAAGAAGGAAAUCGUAAAAAUGUUAAAACGAAGGCCAAGAAUGAGUCUGCGCAGAUUGAUAGGCAGCAGAAGGAAACAACUUCUAGGGUUGCAGAUUUGAAAAGCGCAAACAUAGGAGGUGAAGACUUGAACAAGAAAGCAGAGGGGUCCAAGGAACCAGAAAAAGCAUCUGCCAAUAUACAGGAUGCUAACGAUAAAAAUAACUCGAAGGAAAAAGAAGACUCCAAAAGCAAACAGGUAUCUCAGAAAAAGUUAAAAAUGACAGAUCACUUAAAAGAAGGCAAUGUUCAGCUUCCUAAGCCCAGUGCAAAUGAUAAAUUGAAGGAUUUGAAGGCUAAAUUUACUAAUAGUAAAACACUCGUGCCACCUGGAAUAAUUUCUAAUGAAAAAAAUAAUUCUAGUGCAAACGAUGAUGAUUCUAGCUCCUCAGGUUCUUCCACAGAAGACGAGUCUAGUUCAUCUUCCUCGUCUUCUGAUGAGGAAACUUCAACAUCCAGGAAGGCUAGAAGAGUUGUUGUAAAUACACCAAGAGAACCAGUUAGAUCUUCAUCUAAGAUUGAAGCCCCCUCUCCAUCUGUUAACAAAAAAAUCAAUGCCACCCCUGAUAAAAUUCCAGUUACACAGCUAAUGGACAUGUCGUCUCCUCCGUCAGUUAAAUCCAAGACCACCUCAAAUCCGUCUAGUAUACUUCAUGACCUUCCAAGAAAAGUUCGUCCUUCUUUGAGUUCAUUAUCUGAUCUUGUUUCAAGAGGCAUCCCAGAUGUAAAGGAAAAAACUUCUAAAUCGAAUGAGAAGUCACAAACAAAAGCCCCUUCAAGUAGUGAUGAUGAAUCUAGCUCUGAUUCUGACUCUAACUCCAGUUCGGACUCCGUAUCGGAUUCCAGUUCAGAUUCUAAAUCUGAGUCAGAUUCUGAUGACUCAGGGGAUUCAUCUGAUGAUGGAAAAAGUUUUAUUAGUGCGAAAUCCGCUAGUGCUGCUUUAGGUAAGAAGAAGAAGCCAAGUGGUGGAUUUGCAUCAUUAAUAAAAGAUUUCAAGAAAAAAUGA
Saccharomyces cerevisiae S288C is the source of this 3570-nucleotide messenger RNA. RefSeq names its product Net1p (gene NET1). Bases 1 to 3570 code for a protein of 1189 amino acids. NCBI's taxonomy places the organism in Eukaryota, Fungi, Ascomycota, Saccharomycetes, Saccharomycetales, Saccharomycetaceae. The record is from RefSeq and is marked reviewed. Gene Ontology annotation, cellular component: nucleolus. Gene Ontology annotation, biological process: rDNA heterochromatin formation. The transcript has a single exon.